Erigeron canadensis is the source of this 3278-nucleotide messenger RNA. Its product is annotated as lysine-specific demethylase JMJ706-like. Gene Ontology annotation, cellular component: nucleus. Bases 381 to 2810 code for a protein of 809 amino acids. The transcript has 11 exons. The record is from RefSeq and is a predicted model, not a curated record. Gene Ontology annotation, biological process: chromatin remodeling. Gene Ontology annotation, molecular function: histone demethylase activity. Lineage: Eukaryota; Viridiplantae; Streptophyta; Magnoliopsida; Asterales; Asteraceae.
AUCUACUGUUCAUCUCUCUUUCUCUCUCUUUAUUUUUUUUCUCUCUCUAUAACCGCCGGAAAACCGUUCCAUUUUUCCCGGUAAACCGCUUUUUUACUGUUAAUUCACUCCGGUAACAUUCACCGGAGGUAAAUUUGUGACGUCACCGCUCAAAUUAUACACGCCGGAACUCUUUGUGAGCGGUUUUCUGUAAUUUCCGGUGAUCCUUACCGGUAAAAAUUCCCCGAUCUCUGAUUUUAACGCUGUUACGACGGAAUGUGGCGCAACUAACCGACGAGUUCGUGAAUCCGGUCGAAUUUUAUCUAUUUAAUUUUUUUUUUUUUGUGGUUUUGGUGAAGUGAGAGAAGACGGAGAGUUCCGGUGAGUUAGUUCGGAAUGAGAUGGUGGAAGGACGGGUUUGUUUAUCCAGAGAGGAUACAUUAAACUUUCUGAAGCAUAAGAGGCUUCAGCGAAUGAAAGCUAGCACUGUGGAUGAUCCUCCAGUUAUGUCUAACCUAAUGGCUAAAAGUGGGGGAGAUAUGGUAAGAGGUUCUGCAUCUUGUCAUGAUAGAUUACUCGGAAGUUUGAACUUGUAUGCUCAGUCUUCUUCUGCUGUGUAUGGGAGAGAUAAUACGUUACAGCCGAAGGUGGAGAAGUUUGGUACAAAUGAUCUUGAAUGGACAGAACAAAUUCCAGAGUGCCCUGUAUACUAUCCUACUAAAGAAGAGUUUGAAGAUCCUCUGGUUUAUUUGCAAAAGAUAGCUCCAGAAGCUUCAAGAUUUGGUAUAUGCAAGAUUGUUUCACCUUUAAGUGCUUCUGUUCCUGCUGGUAUAGUUUUGAUGAGAGAGAAAGCUGGUUUUAAGUUUACUACAAGAGUGCAACCUCUUCGUCUUGCUGAGUGGAAUACCGAUGAUAAGGUCACCUUCUUCAUGAGUGGAAGAAAUUAUACAUUCCGUGAUUAUGAGAAAAUGGCGAACAAGGUCUUUGCUCGUAGAUAUUAUAGUGCUGGAUGUCUUCCUUCUACCUAUGUAGAAAAGGAAUUUUGGCAAGAAAUAGCUUGUGGAAAGACAGAAAGUGUUGAAUACGCAUGUGAUGUUGAUGGCAGUGCGUUUUCAUCUUCUCCGACAGAUCAACUUGCAAGUAGCAAAUGGAAUUUAAAGAAAGUUUCAAGACUAUCCCGAUCCACUCUGCGUCUGCUUGAAAGAACGAUUCCGGGAGUUACUGAGCCCAUGCUUUACAUUGGGAUGCUAUUUAGUAUGUUCGCUUGGCAUGUUGAAGAUCAUUACUUAUACAGCAUGAAUUAUCACCAUUGUGGUGCUGCAAAAACUUGGUAUGGUGUUCCUGGGCAUGCUGCUCUGGAUUUUGAGAAGGUGGUUCGCCAAGAAGUGUACACUCAUGACAUUCUAUUAACUGAUGGGGAGGAUGGUGCUUUUGAUGUUCUUUUGGAGAAGACAACCUUGUUUCCUCCAAAUAUUUUGUCACAAAACGGAGUUCCAGUUUAUAAGGCUGUUCAAAAGCCUGGAGAAUUCGUGGUGACCUUUCCCAGAGCAUAUCAUGCAGGAUUUAGUCAUGGUUUCAAUUGCAGCGAGGCUGUAAAUUUUGCAAUUGGUGACUGGUUCCUGUUGGGAUCAAUAGCUAGUCAUCGUUAUGCUCUUCUAAACCGGGCACCUCUCCUUCCUCAUGAGGAACUUUUGUGCAAAGAAUCUAUGAUCCUUCGUUCAACUAUGGAAUAUGAAGAUCAAUAUUCCGAAGAUAUGAUUUCUCAUCAAAACAUUAAGGCGGCAUUUAUAAACUUGAUCCGUUUCCAACACCGUAUUCGUUGGUGUCUACUUAAAUCAAGUGAAUACAUGGGUGCUUCCACUCACUCCCAUGGAACCAUUCUCUGCAGUAUAUGUAAACGUGACUGUUAUGUAGCAUAUAUCAACUGCAAUUGCUAUCUGCAUCCUGUGUGCCUGCGCCAUGAGUUCAAGCUACUUAACCUAACUUGUGGAGACAACUACUCUAUCUCUGUAAGGGAGGAUAUCCUAGACAUGGAGGCUGUAGCCAGUAUGUUUGAGCAGGAGAAAGAUGUUGUAACUGAGGUUCAAAAGCAAUCUGAAAUUUCCAAUGACAUGAUUUUGCUAUCUAAGUUGUAUCCACUAACUGAAAAUGAAGCUUAUAUUCCAUAUUGCAAAAUUGAGUGUGGAAUUGAUGUGAACAAGUUUGAGCGGGAGUCAGGCUCAGGUCCCGAAAUCUUGGAUGCUUCUACAAUAUCUCCAUCAGAAACUACAUCUUUGAUUAACCACGUUGAUAGUAAUUCUACCGUAAGAGAUGCCAAGACUGCUACCAAAGAUUUAGCUGCCAAAAUGCAGGAAGUUUCACCAGUGAUUGAUGAAACUCUCCGAGGCAAUGUCCAUGUGGAUGUCAGUCAUACAUACCAAGAAACUGAUGAUUCCGACUCAGAAACAUUCAGGGUCAAACGUCGUUCCUCUUCAAAGUCAGAGAAUAGAAAUUCUGAUGAGUAUGUUCGUUCAAGUAUUGAAAAUCAGGGGCUUAAACGAUUGAAGAAAGUACAGCCUGAAGAAAGCUUCCGGCAUGAUUUGGCGCCAGAGUUUUCCAUUCACCGUAAAGAAAGUGUAUCAAAGGAAAUAUUUGUAAGAGGAACUACCACUCCCAUCUUAAUCAAAUACAAGAAAACGGGGAACGAAGAAGCUGUGAGCAAUCAUAGAGAUGAUAGUUUCUACCAUGAACCGGGGAAUACCGUAAGGCAGCCACUGCCUCUAGAGAGCGGCCCAAAACGAUUAAAAAUCAAAGGCCCUUCAAUCAUAAGUUUGAAAAACAUUCCCCUUUGAGUACAGAUUUCUUAGAGUAUAACUUUUCCUAACUUGAAUCCAAAUGGGUUUUUAAGUUCUAACAAUACAAAAAUGAGUGGAAGCGGCAGAAAUUGACCCACAAUUUUAGAUGAGAAAAUAAGUGCAUUCUUUGUGCAGAUCCCAAAUUGGGUAUGAUCUGGCACAGUGGUGAAUCUUAAUGGUUCUCGGACCGGCUUUUUUUUAAGGGCUUUGGGCAUGAGAUCCUUCUUUUCUCUUAUUUAAUUUUGUGCAAAGUUUACAGGUAGUUCUCAUUUUAGCAGUUUUUUUUUUUCUUUUUCUAAUUGUACAUCUUGUUGACAGUAGUUUAAAUUUUGUGAGAUAUAAAUGUCACAAAAUCUGCUGGUGCUUCCUUCCUGGAGGAGGUUCUUUCAUUCUUUUUGUAGCAAUAGUUUACUCCUGUUGCUGUUGACUACAUCUAAAUAAAAUCCAGAUUUUUUUUUCUUCUAA